This is a messenger RNA of Perca fluviatilis (European perch), 4554 nucleotides long. RefSeq names its product solute carrier family 25 member 16 (gene slc25a16). Bases 421 to 1383 code for a protein of 320 amino acids. Lineage: Eukaryota; Metazoa; Chordata; Actinopteri; Perciformes; Percidae. Gene Ontology annotation, biological process: transmembrane transport. The transcript is spliced from 10 exons. Gene Ontology annotation, cellular component: mitochondrial inner membrane. The record is from RefSeq and is a predicted model, not a curated record.
CUAGCUAGAUAUACAGUUAAAAAAAAUAUAUAUGUCAAUGAGUUAAAGAGGCGGGGUGAUGAGAGCCUUCCCUGGAUGACGUUUUGCCGCUCUGACCAACGUCAUCCUGCGACAUCAGCGUGCGACUGUUUUCGGUCAGAGCAGUUUCGUCAGCGGGCGAAGGACAUGAAUGCGGUUAUGUGAAUCUUGACAGCUCCUCUGCUUCUUUCAUUACUUCAGUAUUUUGUCCGUUUUUUUACUGGAAUAGUUAAACGACAAGCUUCUCGGUGCGGGACCACCAGGUGUCCAUGGUAACGGACAACAGCCACGAUUACGAGAGAAAGAGAUUUUUUAAAGAUAUUUCGUCGGACGGACCCUUUACUUUGCCUCUAACAAUUUUGAUUAUCUUUCAUGGAUGUGGCAGAUUCUUGAUCAGGAAGGAUGACAUCGGAGGCUUCGGUCUCCACAUCUCCUGCCAUAAGCAGCACCCCUGUGAAGAGGGACUACUACUUUCUUCGCUCCUUUGUGGCUGGAGGUGUUGCAGGAUGCUGCGCCAAGACUACCAUCGCUCCUCUGGACAGAAUCAAGAUUCUUCUUCAAGCCCAGAACCCCCAUUACAAACAUCUAGGAGUGUGGUCCACUUUCAAGGCUGUGCCAAAGAAAGAAGGCUUCCUUGGCUUGUACAAGGGUAAUGGGGCAAUGAUGGUCAGGAUAUUUCCUUAUGGAGCCAUCCAGUUUAUGUCCUUUGACAAAUAUAAAAAGCUGCUAAGUAAAAAGAUUGGGAUCUCUGGACACAUUCACCGCCUUGUGGCCGGAUCAAUGGCAGGGAUGACUGCGGUGAUAUGCACCUACCCUCUGGAUGUGAUCCGAGCCAGACUGGCCUUCCAGGUGACAGGAGAGCAUCGAUACACUGGAAUUGCCAAUGCCUUCCACACUAUCUACCUUAAGGAGGGGGGCAUCUUGGGCUUCUAUAGGGGACUAACACCAACACUUAUUGGAAUGGCCCCUUAUGCAGGUUUCUCAUUCUACACCUUUGGCACCCUGAAGAGCCUUGGCUUGAAACAUUUCCCAGAGCUGCUGGCACGCCCCUCCUCAAACAACCCUGAUGUCCUCAUUCUGAAAACCCACGCAAACCUGCUCUGUGGGGGGGUUGCUGGUGCCAUCGCUCAGUCAAUAUCGUACCCGUUGGAUGUUGCUAGGAGAAGAAUGCAGUUAGGAGCCGUGCUUCCUGACUCUGAGAAAUGUGUAUCACUGAGCAAGACCCUGACAUACGUGUAUAAUGAGUACGGGGUCAAGAAGGGAUUAUACCGAGGCCUUUCUCUCAACUACAUCCGCUGUAUCCCCUCCCAGGCCGUGGCCUUUACCACCUACGAGUUCAUGAAGCAGACCCUCCACCUCAACUAGCCGCUGUUUUCAUUCCUUCUGAGUCAUUGAGGGAUCGACCUCAAUGCUUCCAUCAUAGAGUGAUCUGAGGCUCACUCGCUACGUCUUAAACUCUUCAAUGUGGGAAUCGCCUUUUCCUUGAGUUCACUGAAGGCAACAGAGAAGUCAGAUAACGUGGAAAAAGGAAAGUGGAUAUCAAACAAUAAGGCACUCCUCAUCUGUCCUAUUUCGUUCCUUCUUCCUGCUUUUGUGAGUCGCCGCCUCUUAAGAGAAGAUUUACUCAAACACACGACAUGUGACUUAUUUGAGCAACUCCCUCAUCAGUGUCUCCAUGGAUACAGCAGGUCAGCGGCUCGGUUGGUUGGAUGGCUCGGGGCAAUGAUAUGUUCUUUAACAAUGUUGUUGGCAACACCACAACAACCCUCUGAUUGUGUAGAAGCCCCCUCAUUCACAUCUAUCCCAUGACCCAAAGUGAUAAUAAGAUCUGUAAGUACGACUCAGUGCUAUGCAUUUAUUUGAAUAGUAUAUCACCCCUAAGCACUUCAAUUCUACAGCUACACAUUUUUUUUAUAUAGUUUAAUAUAUUCUUUUUUCCAAAUAUUGUUGAAGAGUGGCUGGAGUUUUAAAAUAAUCUGAUGAUCUAUAAGAUUUUGUUCAUUCACAGUUUAGCUUGUCUUUUAAUCUACAGUGCAGGUUUGGGGGUGCAGUAACUUUAGGUGAAGUUGCUGUUUGUGUGUCUUUGCCUUGGUGGCACAUCAUUUCAGUUUAAGACAAUAACAUUGUAUUGCUAAUCUUUGAAUAGUGCAGUUACUGUAUGCAUUUUCAGUUUUAUGUUGGAUAAUGUGCACUCAGUUUUUGUUUAGCCUGUAGCUUUGAUGGUAUUGAAUUAUGUGCGUCUUUUCUCAGCUGUGAUCAGAAAGAUAUUUUGAGUUUAAGAUGUCAGCAUUUUGACAUAAUAUGGAUUUAGGUCUGACAUGUCUCGAGGGAGGUGAAGGGACUCAGGAGAAAUUUGCACUUCAUCACUAUAGCUUUUUCUUCAUUUAUGUAUUGAUUUAGCGACCUGUUGCCACUGGGUGGCAGCAUUGAAUUUAAAUUGUAUUGUUUACCAUCCGAGCUGGACACAACAUUCAUUUCAUACAUCUCUUAUCAAAUACAAGUCAGAUAAGGAUUUUUAUGUUUUUUUCCCUGUUUUGCCUAACAAAAGAAAGUUGUCAGAUAGGGACUCAGGAGAAAAUAUAUUACUAUAUAAUAGUAAUAUAUGCAGCGUUUUUUACCUAGUUCAGCUAAAAUGUUUGACUACCCACCAGAGCUCCUGCAGGUAGGCUGAACAUUAAUAACUGAAUAGAAAAAAUGUCCCACUGGCCUUUAAUUAAAGGCUGCAUUCAUACCAAAUCAGGCUUAUUGCUGCAACGCCGGAUUUGGUGUGAAUGCAGCUUUAGUCACCACCAAUGUUUACGUAUGCCUCAUUAGUUGUACAAGCAUCCGUCUUUUUUUCAGCCUGUUGCCUUUCUCUGUAUUUAAUGUCUUACUUCACCAGAGUGAUUAAUGUGUUUUAUUGAAGUUUCUUCACAAGUUUCAGUCGAUGCCUCAGGUUUUAGAUCACUGUAUAUGAAUAGGGGGGAAAUUGCAAAGAGCAGAUGGUUUCCAACUUGGCUUGUGACCGCUUAAAAUGAAGCAUGACUAUGUACAACCACUCAUCACAGUUAACAGAUAUCCAUCAACAUUUCAGAUGUUUCAUUUGAAUAAUUGCAGGAGGACUGAAGAGGUAAAACCUUACUAUUAAUAUUUUACAAAAAAGCAAAUAUUUGAGGAAAGUCCAAACACACAAACACAAAAUUGUCUCUGAGACAGUCCUCUACCAAAAUCUGUGACAUUUUUUACAUACCCUGGUAUUCCCCAUCCCUGAAUUACAAGGUGAUGUCACUUUCACCCCCACCCACCUCACCCUCUGACUCACUGUAUAUAUACAGCAGUCAACUGUCAGUAGUGUGGACAGUAUGGAGUAAUGAAAGAUCUGUCAGAGCAGUGGGGUGGAGCGGCUGCAACGGCGGCAGGGGUGGUAGCCUGUGUGGUUCAAAUGCAAUUUUUUUUUAAAUUUGUAAAAGGAAGAGUGUUUAAGCUAAAACGGAGUUUAAGUUGCUCUUUGAUAAUAUUGCGAUCGCUGCGAUUCGUUUUGUGUGAGGUUGGGAACUGCUGCUAGUAUAUUAGAUAUACUAAUACUAGAAUAUUGUGUGCGUGCGCAAAGGUGUUGUUGAACAAAAGUCUGAACAUAUAAUUCGCCCAAAUCACAAGCAAGAUGAAUAAGAGACCUCUAUGUAACUCUUGAUUGAAGUGCAUCUAACAAUGAAUAAGCUAAAGUAUCUGUAACUGCACCGCCCUGCUGUGCGUAAGAGCUUAAUCACACACUCACUGGUGAUAAGUGGGAAACAAAAUAUACUAUUCAGUAACAUUUCUGCUUUUCAUGGUACCACUCAUUCAUCUACAGUACUGCUGUGCUUCAAUUUACGCUUGUUUUUAUUUCCAUGUUGGGUUUGAACACAUGAGUUGUUGCUGUUUUUUUUUGUUUUAAAGUCUACUAUCAAUCCAAGAGCAGAUCAGCUCUGUUCCUGCUGCUCACUGCAACACCUGAUUAUGUACCGUAGGAGAAGGAAGAUAUUUAUAUAUGUAAAUGUCUAUAGUAGUACGCUCUACUACUUUAUCAAACUAUAUUAGAUGUGACUGAGACAUGAUGCAUAGUUUUGAGACUGAUUGAAUAAUGAAAAUGCCUUUUUUUUGUCAGUUAUUUUCUCAAUUUAUACAUGUACAUGUUCGCCUGCCUGCUUUUCAUAAGCAGUGUCUGAAUUACAUGUUGCUUUCUUAAAACGGUACCAAUGCUUGUGUCUUUAUUUUGUCUGUAGGUGUGAAUAUGUGAAUGUAUUUUAUUUUUUUUUUAAAUCAAACUUGUGAAGCAGGAACAAGUAACUUCCAGUUCUCACUUUGAGUUUUACUCCCACAGACCCCUGUUAAUGUUACAGUUUCAGCUAUAAAACCACAGCUGCAUUUGCAUUUAUUUACCUGAAACUAGAAUACACUAUGUGUUGUUGUCCAGUGUCACGUACUGAUUUGACUGGUAAAUGUGAUGUGUGAAAGAUGUGUAUGUUCAAAUGUUCCAUUUCCACAUAAGUCAAAUAAAACCUCCGUUUCGGCCUGUAA